Messenger RNA from Penicillium manginii, 2655 nucleotides. Its product is annotated as glycoside hydrolase family 78 protein. The record is from RefSeq and is a predicted model, not a curated record. NCBI's taxonomy places the organism in Eukaryota, Fungi, Ascomycota, Eurotiomycetes, Eurotiales, Aspergillaceae. The transcript is spliced from 2 exons. Bases 1 to 2655 code for a protein of 884 amino acids. Gene Ontology annotation, biological process: carbohydrate metabolic process.
AUGGCGCUACAAGCAAUGAAUCUUCGAGUCAAUCUUCUGUCCGAACCUCUUGGUAUCGACUCUCCUGAACCCGAAUUCUCAUGGCAACUUCUCUCCGAUCGAAACUCAGUUUUGCAGUCUGCAUAUGAGAUUCAGGUUUCUUCCGAGCAAUUUACCGCCACGACUAAACUGAUAUGGAACAGUGGAGUCAUAAUCUCUGCUUCCCUUGGUCUACUCAAUAUACUGGAUCUCCAUUGGCCUCGUGCUCACGUUAUUUCUGGAGACUGGUUCGAGACUGCAUUUUUGAUCGGAUCAUCUGAGCUAAGCGCCCACUGGGUCACGCGUAAACCGAUUCCGAAACAAAGCGAAGACCGAGACGUCCUUUACUUCCGACAUAAGGUGGAUGUACCGGAUAAAAUACUUCGAGCGAGGCUAUAUGCGACAAGCUUGGGCUGGUACAAGUUUUUCAUUAAUGGGGUGAAUAUUGUUGGCCGACAACAAGUCCCUAGGUGGACACCAUUCCAUCACAGCAUUGAAUAUCAAGUAUACGAUGUCACUGUUUCCAUGCGUGAAGGCCACAAUAUACUGGGCGCCAUUGUCGCUGAUGGCCAUUUCCGUGGAGAGAACGGCGGACUUGGCCAUCGAAACUGUUACGGGAACCAAUUAGCAUUCUUUUGUUUACUGGUGAUCGAACUACAAACAGGCGAGCAUAUUUCGUGUUCAACAGACGAAAGCUGGACCGUGAGUACGGGUCAUAUAGUUCGUUCCGAUCCUAAGGCAGGAGAGGUUGCGGAUUUUACGAUUUCAAGCGACUGGGAGCAUGUUGGGGAUAAUGCUUCAAAGAAAAGGUCCUGGGAGGCUAUUGAAGUGUUGCAACAACCGACUAUGAAUCUCAUAGCAGAGGAGACAGGGAGAGUAGAUGAAAUUCGUCGCUUGCCGGCGAAAAAGUCCUGGUGGUCUUCAAGUGGCAAGAAUUUAAUCGACUUUGGUCAAAACUUCUCAGGAUACGUCAGGAUCAAGCUUCAUGGAAAACGAGGCAAUAAGGCUAUUCUUACCUAUAGCGAAGUCUUGACACCAGAUGGCGAGCUUGAUAUCGACUAUAUCGAGCCUGUCGGCAAAGGCCAGCCUCAACGUGACGAGGUAAUUUUGUCAGGGUCCGAUUGUGAUUUUUUUGAACCAAUGUUUAGUACUCAUGGAUUCCGAUACCUGGAGAUCAUUGGAAUCGAGGAACUCGUUCCGCUGUCGGACGUGGAAGGAGUGGUUGUCUCGUCGCAGUUAGGCUCAAUUACUGAGUUCAAGUGCUCAGAUUCUCGAUUAGAGAGGCUCUACAAGAACACGGUUUGGAGCUUUUUAUCGAACUUUACAGACACUCCUACUGAUUGCCCGACCCGUGAGAGAUCCGGUUGGACAGGAGAUCUGCAAAUAUUUUCGGCAACCGCUGUACUAAUGGCGAGUGACGUACAGAGCUUCCUUCGUCGGUACUUGCGAAAUUUAUCGACGGAACAGUGGGCAGACGGUCGCAUUCCUCCAUUUAUCCCAUCUGGCGACUCGGAAUUUUCAGGUGUCACAUUUCUCUCCAAACUCACGGCAAGCUCUGUUGGCUGGGGCGAUGUGUCUGUACUUCUUCCCUGGCUUAUGUACGAGCAUUUUGGGGAUACUGCGAUUUUAGAACGACAAUAUACCAGCAUGAAACUUUGGGUGAGAUUUCUCGAAGAUACAGCGAAGAAAAAUCGCAGCUGGACUCGGUGGCUAUGGGGUUGCUCAAAAGACAUAGAACAAUACAUCGUUGACACAAGGUUCCAUUGGGGUGAAUGGCUACGGCCUGGCGAGACUGGCCUCUUACCGAUGCUAGGGAACCUCUUCUUGUGGCCGAAUGCUGCUGUUCCAACUGCCUAUUUUGCAGAGUCCAGUCGAAUAUUAUCCAAAGCUGCGGAGUUGUUGGGGUAUAUAGAAGACGCUCGAUACUUCAAAGAUCUGGCUUUGAGUGCUAGGGCUGCCUGGGGCACAGCAUUCGUACGUGAAGGAGGGUCACGGAUCGGCUAUGAUAAACAAGAUGACUACGUGAGAGCGAUUAAAUUUGGUAUGCUGUCCGAAAGAGAGAAACAAGCAGCCGUAGAUCGUUUGGUCGAGCUUGUUGAAAAAGCCAAUCAUCAUCUGGGAACAGGAUUCUUAAGCACGGGUGAUCUUGUUCCUAUCCUCUGUGAAGCUGGACGUGUGGACACGGCAUUUAGUUUGCUCCUUCAAAAUAGCUCACCGUCCUGGUUGCACGCAGUCGACCGUGGAGCAACCACGAUAUGGGAAUCAUGGGAAGGAUACACCCCGGAUGGAAAGGCCUCGCUCUCACAUAAUCAUUACGCACUUGGAGCCAUUUCUGGUUGGUUUAUCAGUGGCUUGGUUGGCCUUCGAGCGGAAACACCUGGCUGGCGACAUAUUCUUAUCGCACCUCAAACUGGAGGGAGUAUCGUUCAUGCGCAGGGAGCUAUUGAAAUACCCUUUGGCAAGUUAGCCUGCUCUUGGAGACACGAAACGGGUGGAAGCACGGUGAAAAUUGACCUACAAAUUCCGCCGGGGACUUCGGCAACAUUAAGAAUGGGGCCUUGCAGUAUACCGGACAUUGGGUCCGGACAUCACAGAUUUUUAUACUGUGACCAAGAAAAUAAACUAGAAAGGACCUAA